This is a messenger RNA of Recurvomyces mirabilis, 540 nucleotides long. RefSeq lists its product as uncharacterized. Lineage: Eukaryota; Fungi; Ascomycota; Dothideomycetes; Mycosphaerellales; Teratosphaeriaceae. The record is from RefSeq and is a predicted model, not a curated record. The transcript has a single exon. Bases 1 to 540 code for a protein of 179 amino acids.
AUGUCGUCGGACCAAAGAGACUCUACCUUGAACGAGGAGCCACCACAAUAUACCGCCCCACCUGUCGAGGCCAAAGACGAGAUCGAAAAGCCAAAGCCAAUUCCUAUCUUGCUAUCUCUGAACAGCCGAAAAGGCGGCAAGAAAACGCACGGAGAUGGCAGGACAUAUAUGUCGUACUCACUUGACGACAAGUCGCUAGUACGAAUCAUUCACGAGCCCAUCAUAGUAAACCUGGACUGUACUUUCGACGAGCUGAAGACGCAGGUGCAGAAACGCAUGCGACACCACUUCGCCAAGGACAAAGCCAGCGACGACAGCGUAUGGCAUUUCGCGACUCUGAGCGUCAUGAUCCAUAGCAAACGGGCCACGCUUUCAGAUGAUAGUUCGUGGGAUGCUGCGAAGGGGUUGUUGAAGGAGGAUAGCGAGAUGAGAUAUGACUUUGUGCUGGAUCCUGAGUAUAAGGUCCUCACCAAGACUGAAAGUCCGGCAGCUACGGCCGGAACCAAGAAGAAAAAGGAUGGGCGUUGUGUCGUACAGUGA